Cucurbita moschata (crookneck pumpkin) is the source of this 1720-nucleotide messenger RNA. Its product is annotated as allantoate deiminase 2-like. The coding region runs from base 118 to 1632 and encodes 504 amino acids. The record is from RefSeq and is a predicted model, not a curated record. The transcript is spliced from 12 exons. Gene Ontology annotation, molecular function: hydrolase activity, acting on carbon-nitrogen (but not peptide) bonds, in linear amidines. NCBI's taxonomy places the organism in Eukaryota, Viridiplantae, Streptophyta, Magnoliopsida, Cucurbitales, Cucurbitaceae.
UUUCUGUAUUCGGCACCACACAAAAGGGAAAUUCCUAAAUCCAACAGGCUUUGCUUCCCGCCUCCGCCGUAGCUCUCCGGCUGCCGCUUCUUCUCCGAUUCUGUGCAGCCGCUGGCUAUGGCCAUUGCCUAUGCUAACACCGAUUCCAUGGCAGCUUUUCUCAUCAAGGAUCAUCAUCAUCAUCAUCACCAGCAUUCUUCUCUCUCCUUCUUCUUCAGCUACCUGCUCUUUUUCCUUCUGUUUUCAUCUCCUCCCACCGCUUACGCAUUUACUGGAGAUGUAGCCGAAGAUUCAAAGAACAGAAGGGAUGAUUUGUUUGUGGAAAUUCUUAAAGACGAAGCAGUAGGAAGAUUGAACGAGCUAGGGAAGGUAAGUGAUGCUGCUCGCUAUCUUGAGAGGACGUUCUUGAGUCCAGCUUCUAUCAAAGCAAGAUUUCUUCUUAAAAAAUGGAUGGAGGAUUCUGGAUUAAGAACGUGGGUGGACUGUAUGGGAAAUCUACAUGGUCGAGCUGAGGGAAGGAAUGCAAGUGCUGAAGCUUUGCUGAUUGGUUCUCACUUGGAUACUGUUGUUGAUGCUGGAAAAUUUGAUGGCGCAUUAGGCAUCAUAUCUGCUAUCUCUGCUUUGAAAGUUUUCUAUAUGAGUGGGAAGUUAGAAGAAUUAAAGAGGCCAAUUGAGGUGAUUGCCUUCAGUGAUGAAGAGGGUGUGAGGUUUCAAUCAACCUUCUUGGGAAGUGCUGCUAUUGCUGGUAUUUUACCAGUUUCGUCUUUGGAAAUAUCAGAUAAAAGUGGUAUGUCAAUAAAAGAUGUUAUUACGGAGAGUGGAGUGGAGAUAACAGAGGAGAACUUGUUGCAACUCAAGUAUGACCGCAAGUCUGUAUGGGGAUAUGUUGAGGUUCAUAUCGAACAAGGACCUGUACUUGAAUGGACUGGUUUUCCUCUUGGAGUGGUUAGGGGCAUUGCUGGGCAGUCACGACUAAAGGUUACAGUGAGAGGUUCUCAGGGGCAUGCAGGAACAGUUCCAAUGCCUUUGCGCCAGGAUCCCAUGGCAGCUUCAGCUGAAUUGAUUGUACAAUUGGAAAAGCUCUGUAAGCAACCAGAGAGCUACUUAUCUUUUGAUGGUCAUUGCAGUGAUUUUACCUUGAAGUCACUUUCCACAUCUCUUGUCUGUACGGUUGGAGAGAUAUCAACAUGGCCCAGUGCAAGUAAUGUCAUUCCUGGCCAGGUGACCUUCACUGUGGAUUUACGUACCAUCGAUGACAUAGGACGAGAAGCUGUAAUUUAUGAAUUCUCUAAUCAGGUACAUAAAAUUUGCAGUAGCCGAUCCGUUUCGUGCAAUAUUGAACGUAAGCAUGAUGCAAAUGCUGUAAUCAGUGAUUCGGAGCUGAGCUCGCAGCUGAAAUCUGCAGCUUCUGCGGCCCUCAAAAAAAUGGUAGGCGACAUUCAAGAGGAAGUACCUAUAUUAAUGAGUGGAGCAGGGCAUGAUGCAAUGGCUAUGUCUUAUUUGACAAAGGUGGGAAUGUUGUUUGUCCGAUGUCGUGGAGGCGUAAGUCACUCUCCUGCCGAGCAUGUAUUGGAUGACGACAUUUGGGCUGCAGGUUUAGCAGUCUUGGAAUUUCUAGAAAACCAUCUGUAAUUUUAUAACCUCUGUUCCCUGUACGCAAAACUAGUAACCUAGUAUAAAUGCAACAUGAUAAUUCAAUUGUACAAUCCAUCUUUGUUCA